GGGCUCGCAGCGGCCCCGAGGCUCGCAGACCUCCCUGGAGGCUGCCGGAGGAGCCAGCACCAGGGCCCCGCAGCCUCCCCGGCGCGGCGGAGGCAGGUGGCGCCUUGCCAGCCUCCGUCCUCCGAAAUAAGUUGGGAGCAGUCUCCCGGAGCAACCUGCAGGUAUUCCGCUCCCGGGUGGCGCUUCGGCUCCGAGGGGCUGGCUGGGGAAGGCUCUGAUCCCGUCCUCGGGAGGCCGCGAAGCGCAAAUAACCGCCCCGGCGAGGCCAGCCUCCCUCGGCGGCGUGCGGAGGCAGGGAGGCCGUGAUCUGCUGCUGCUCGGGGCCGUGGACGCCGACCUCGGGAACCCCAUCCCGCGAUGCCCCAGCGUGCCUGAGGCCCGGCAGCCGCGGGGAUGGAGCUGAAGGUGUGGGUGGACGGCAUCCAGCGGGUGGUCUGCGGCGUCUCGGAGCAAACCACCUGCCAGGAGGUGGUCAUCGCUUUGGCGCGGGCCAUAGGUCAGACCGGGCGCUACGUCCUGGUGCAGAAGCUCCGGGAGAAGGAGCGGCAGCUCCUGCCCCUCGAGUGCCCCUUGGAGUCGCUGGCCAAGUGCGGGCAGUAUGCCAACGACGUGCAGUUCAUCCUGCGGAGGACAGGCCCCAGCGUGGCCGAGCGGCCGUCCUCGGAGGGCGCUCCCCAGGCUCCCGAGAGGACUUUCAUCCGGGCCAGCCUGCCCAUCAAGCCCCGCACCGUGAGCACCGAGGUGCCCCGGCCCCGGGAGCCCAAGAAAUCGAUGACCUUCAACUUGGGUCCCAUGGGCUCCGGCGACCUGUUUGCUAAGAGCCGCUGGAGGCAGCACGCCUGGGAGGGGAUGGAGCUGAAGGACGGCGGGGCCGGCCAGCUCUCCAAGGAGGAGCUGUUUAAGACAGUGCUGCGGCAGCAGGAGCAGCUCAGCUCCUUGGAGGCCCACGGGGACACCCUGGAGACGGACCUGCGGUUCUGGGAGCACGGCCGGGCCCCCAGCCAGGAGGACGAGAUCCUCUACCUGGAGCACCUGGUGCGGAGGAACGAGACGGAGCUGGGCGAGGAGGAGUUCUGGCAGAGCGAGCUCCGGCUGGAGAAGGAGUGCGAGCGGGAGAGGCAGGAGCGGGUGAGGAGCCUGCGGGCCAGCCUGGAGGAGUACACGCAGAGGAUCUACGAGCUGAGCGCCCGCACCGAGGCCCUGCAGAAGGAGAUCCAGUGGGAGAUGGCCGAAAGGGCCAAGAGGGGCAAGGAGAGCCCUGUGCCGAGCCCCACGGACCUGGAGGACAUGGCUGCCAAAAUGAAAAGGGAUCUGGAAGCUAAAGUCAAGCAGGGCACGCAGCUGGAGAGCAACCUGGCCAGCGUGGAGAAGGCCCUGGAGGAAGCCGAAAGGUCUCUGCAGGCCCAGAACCAAGAGCUGGAGGAGUUAAAUAAGGAGCUGAGGCAGUGUAAUUUGCAGCAGUUUAUUCAGCAGACGGGAGCCACGGUGACCGUCGGGCAGGCCAGGUCUGAGGAGGACGCCCAGCCGGAGCCGAGCCCGCGCGAGCUGCCAGCCUGCCGGAGGAACGGAGGGUUUCCCCCCUCCGGCGGCGACUCGCCUCCCCGCGCCAGCACCAAGCAGCUCCUCGGCCAUCCCCGGGCCCUGCCGGAGCCCCUGGUGUCCAGCCUGAACCCCGAGGUGCUUUACAAACAGUGGAUGAAGCUGGUGUCCGCCGAGAAGGCAGCCGUCUCCAGGAUGAAACAUGGCAGCUUGUUAAUAAUGCACAGCAGCAGCGCGGAGCAUUUUAGGACAGGAGGAGAAGGGGACGGCACCUGGCUGCAGAUAUGAGCAGCAUCUCCCCGAGGAAAGCCGAGGAGCUGAGGGCGGACCGAGGCGCUGCUGCUCUCUGACCCCGCUUGGACGUGCUGGCUCAGCCCUUUCCGGAGGUGCCCGCGAGCCCCCAGCACGGCCGUGCCACCGCAGCAGGCGUGGGGACAGCGGCCGCUGGCGUCCGGCAGGAUUUUCCCCAUGCCACAGCGAGGGGCGGCUGCAGGCGAGUGAAAUACUAAUGGGGGAGAGGAAAGCCGUCGAGGGCAGCGCGGCAGAGCCCCCCGCUCGCUGCGUGAGUGCCUGCUGCCGUUCAGCAGCUGGUUACGCGGUGUUUGAGGAUGAGUUUGCCUCGUUUGGAGGCCGCUGCUAGCGCCCCGUCUCCGCUUAGUCCUGAAGAACAGCGAGGAGUUGCGAUUUCAGGGUUGUCUUUUUGGAACCGAGAUUUUCUUCCCUUUUUUUUCCCCCUCGAAUCGCUGGAGCUGGAAACGUACGUUGGGAAAAAAUGUGUUAAAAAUACGUUUGCUCCGUGCAGCCGCAUGAAGAAGUCUGUCCCCUGCGGCCAGAGCGCUGAUUGCUUGUUUUUUGAACUUUUUGCUACUCUUGCUUUUAAAACGAGACUCCAAGGAAAGUGCUGGGGCACGAUGGAGGUCGUAAAGAGCAUUUCAGUGCUGCUUGUGGAAAAACCCCAAACCCUAGGUUCAGAAAAACUGCUUGCCUUGGACGCAGCCAGGUUUUCCUCUGGGGACACGCAGACUGCUUUCCCCUGCUUGGCCGAUUACCUGAGCGUUGGCUGCCUCGCUUCCCCCCGAACCAGCCCUGAGAACUCGAGGUGUUCGCUGAAAUCGUCAGCGUGCCUGAAAAACUGGUGUCUGCGGGUUAAAAAAAGGGGCGCUCUCGUUUCGGGACCCCGUUUGUAAUUCUGCUGUGUGCAAAUCAAAGAGGAAUAAAGAGAAAAGGUUCGUCGCUGACAGCACCUCCUGCAGGGGGGGGAAACCACAGAGAAAUAAUUCAGCGGCGCUGGAAUUUCUGAUUCUAGCCCUGCGUUACCGCUUGCUCGGUGGUUGUUUGGGUGUUGUUGGUUUAUUUUUGUUGUUGUUUUGAAGAUGAUUUUCUGUGGGUUUGGGUGUCCCUGGGGAGAGAGCGCUGCGGCCGUGCGCUAGCCCUGGGUUUUCAGCUGUCACCAGCGCUCUGCACAUCUCUGUGCCCGAGGGCUGUCCCACGGGGGUGCUUCCUUACCGACAAGCAGGGCAAGAGCCUGGUGCCCUUCUGCGGCUAGAUUUAUUUAUUUCUCUCUACAAAGCCUGCGCCCAGCCCCACAAAGGCGGCAGAGUUCCUCAAGGUAAUGAACGACUGGCUGAAUCCAGCCCCCGGACCCCCGCCCUGCCGUCCCCCCGCCGCGCGGCUCAGCAUCGGUGACCUAAAUUCAUCGUGGCACGAGGGGCCCCGCGCUUCAGGGAGGCGGUGGCGUGCGGUGGCACCCCCUUGGCUCCCUAAUCCGGGUUUGGCGAGGGACCGCCAGGCUGCUUGUCCCGCGUCCGGUGCCGCCGGGCUGCGCUUAACGCCGCGCGCGUUAUUUAACCAGGCGAGGCUCGCCGCCCGCCGCAGCUCUCUGCCUUCCUGCUUUUAUCUGCUCUAAAGGCUGUGUCAAUAAUACAUUUCUGCCAUUGAAUAUUUUAUUGAUGAUUUGACUUUUCGCUGCUUGCAAUUCCCAUUUCAAGGCUGCAUGAUUGUUCCUAAUUAAAAUUUUAUGCCCUGGGAGAAGCCUUCUUGCUACAGUGGAGAUGAUGCCAUCCUUUUCUAGGCCACUACUGAGUGGUAGGAAGGAAUUACUCAUUGUUAUGAGAGUAAAACAAAGCAAAUUAUUAUUUUUAUUU
Molecule: messenger RNA, 3683 nt
Organism: Oxyura jamaicensis (ruddy duck)
Lineage: Eukaryota; Metazoa; Chordata; Aves; Anseriformes; Anatidae
Product: ras association domain-containing protein 8-like
Exons: 7
Coding region: 394-1827 (477 amino acids)
Biological process (GO): signal transduction
Source: RefSeq, a predicted model, not a curated record